AUGGCGGCACUUGUCUCGACCACUUUAAUUUUUAGGAGCAGUUUAAGAGCUCUCUCAGGAUGUCAAGUCAACAGAAGCCUUUUGUUACAGAAGCUUAGUACAGAUACCCCGCCCUCACAGAAUGGGCCUUUCCGAGGGGAAAAUGGAGGUAAAGGUGCAGCUCCUCCACCACAUGUGAAUCCUGAUGAUGCAGAUGAAGAAUUAAGAGAGAAAAUAUUCCGUGCCUCACUUAUGUUUGUUUCGAAACAUGGUUGGACUCAAAAAACUUUGUCUUCAGGUGCUGAGUCUUUGGGUUUACCAAGUGUCGCCCAUGGAAUGUUUCCAAAAGGAGGAGUAGAACUGAUUAAUUUCUUCUACCAAGACUGCAAUGCUCAGUUAUCAAAGCAAUUGGCCCAGAAAGUUGAGGAAAACCGUGAGUUGGAAGACAGCACAAAACCAUCAACUCGGACAUUCAUACGUGAAGCUGUUCAAGCACGUCUUCAUAUGUUGAUCCCCUAUAUAGAAAAGUGGCCACAGGCAAUGGCCAUUCAAGCGUUGCCACAAAAUUCUUGUCAUGCUUUGAAUAACCUUGGACAACUUGUUGAUGAUAUUUGGUACUAUGCUGGCGAUAAAUCUACAGAUUUUAACUGGUACUCAAAACGUUUACUUCUUGCUGGCGUCUAUAAAUCUACAGAGAUCUUCAUGCUGCAGGACAAGUCAGAAGAUUUCCAAAACACCUGGAUAUUUUUGGACAGUAGGUUCGAUAAUGUAGAAUUCUUUGGCAAAAAUGUGAAAAAGUGUAAAAAAACAACAAAGGCUGUGGGUGAAAAUCUUUGGGGUAUGUUCUUAAUGGUACAGAAUAUACUUGGUGUGAACAGUCGAGUCAGAUAG
Molecule: messenger RNA, 870 nt
Organism: Acanthosepion pharaonis
Lineage: Eukaryota; Metazoa; Mollusca; Cephalopoda; Sepiida; Sepiidae
Source: the annotation of a GenBank genome assembly